CUGGACAUCAAAGGUUCCUUUUGUCCCUUUCCGAGUGGCAGGGCAGCCGGGCCACUGGCUAUGACUCAGGCCUGGCCCUGACGUCACCCACGCUCUGCCACUGGCCUCGGUUUGCAGCCAGGAACCUGACCAGGGAGUGGUUCUCAUAGCUGCAGCAAAUAUCAAAACGGGGCGGCCAGUGCUGUGCGCUCUCCAUUUCCCCACGGUCCACCUUAAGUUUCCUUCUUUCUUCUUCGUCUUUAAGCCUUCAGGAAGGCUCUACUUGUGAAUCAGCUUUCCGAAUGUAAGCACUCAGAAUGAGUGACAUCAUGAGCAAAUUAUGUGGCGCAGAUCUCAACCAGGAGUUGAGGAAUCCAGAGGAAGAAUGCAGUGGUGACUCCUGAGCCCAGGGAGUUGGCAUCGUGUGGGCUUCAGAGGAGCCAGCACCUCCAUAUCAGGCUGUCUUGAAUCGAGGCUAUGCCAGCCUGUUGUUCCUCUGGCAGAAAGAUCUGAGUGCUGUGACAAAUACUUCGUUGAGCCAAGACUCUGAGGCUGCUAUGCAAUGUCACUUACAACAUUAAUCAGAUACUGCAUUUAAGAUCUUGAUGUGAAGGAGAUGGAGGACUCAGAAACGAGGAUUCCCAAGUGAUUUCUGCCAAGGCACAGAAACUAACUCUGUCAAGGCUGGUGUGUUCUAACUGAGAUGACAGUCAUGUCCCUCUCCAGGGACCUCAAGGACGACUUCCACAGUGACACGGUGCUCUCCAUCUUAAAUGAGCAGCGCAUUCGGGGCAUUUUAUGCGAUGUCACCAUCAUUGUGGAAGACACCAAGUUUAAAGCUCACAGCAAUGUCUUGGCUGCCUCAAGCCUUUAUUUCAAAAAUAUAUUUUGGAGCCAUACGAUCUGUAUUUCCAGCCAUGUCCUGGAGCUGGAUGACCUGAAAGCUGAAGUGUUUACAGAGAUACUUAAUUAUAUCUACAGCUCCACUGUCGUGGUCAAGAGACAGGAAACUGUCACUGAUCUUGCAGCUGCGGGAAAAAAGCUGGGAAUAUCAUUCUUGGAAGACCUUAGUGACCGCAACUUCUCAAAUUCCCCAGGUCCCUAUGUAGUCUGCAUUACUGAAAAGGGCGUGGUUAAAGAGGAAAAAAAUGAAAAAAGGCAUGAAGAACCAGCUGUUACUAAUGGGCCAAGGAUCACAAAUGCAUUUUCCAUCAUUGAAACGGAAAAUAGUAAUAACAUGUUUUCUCCACUGGACUUGAGAGCAAACUUCAAAAAAGUGUCUGAUUCUAUGAGAGCCCCCAGUCUCUGCCAGGAGAGGACCAAUGUCUGCCAUGAGGCAGAGCCUGUCCGCACACUUGCUGAACAUUCAUAUGCCGUUUCUUCCAUUACCGAGGCUUACAGAAGUCAGCCUGUACGGGAACAUGACAGCAGUUUGUCUGGUAAAACAGGAAAAGAAAAUGGCGAAGCUCUUGCCACAAAAGUAAAGCCAUGCCGAAAGCCAAAGACCCAACCCCAGGAUUCUGACUCAACCCCAGAAAAGACAUCACUGCUUCCAGUAACCAGCCCAGAGGUUAAUCAAGAAAGAAGUCCACAGCCAGCUCCAAUUCUGUCACACUCAAAACCUCCCAGCAAGGAAGGAGAUGUUCAUUUUCCCAGGGAAGAGGAAAACCAACCCUCUGAUAUUCCUGGCCCAACAGCAGCGGAAGUCCCGCCCCUUGUCUAUAAUUGCAGCUGUUGCUCCAAAUCCUUUGACAGCAGCACACUGCUCAGUGCCCACAUGCAGCUCCACAAGCCAACCCAGGAGCCUUUUGUAUGCAAGUACUGCAACAAGCAGUUCACCACCCUCAACAGGCUGGAUCGGCAUGAGCACAUCUGCAUGAGAUCUAGCCACGUGCCCGUCCCAGGAGGAAACCAACAGUUUUUAGAAAACUACCCCACGAUUGGACAAAAUGGAAGUUCGUUCACAAGUCCAGAAUCCUUAGUACCUGAAAAUAGGAUUGGUGAACUUUCCAGCGCUGGGAGUGCCUUGCCAGACGCGGACCACAUAGUGAAAUUUGUGAAUGGGCAGAUGCUCUAUAGUUGCAUUGUGUGCAAACGUAGUUAUGUGACUUUAUCCAGUCUCAGAAGGCAUGCAAACGUUCACUCAUGGAGAAGAACAUACCCUUGCCAUUACUGCAACAAGGUCUUUGCACUGGCUGAGUACAGGACACGACAUGAGAUCUGGCACACUGGAGAGAGGCGGUACCAAUGCAUAUUUUGUCUCGAAACUUUUAUGACCUACUACAUACUAAAAAACCAUCAGAAGUCUUUUCAUGCCAUAGACCACAGACUCUCCAUCAGUAAAAAAACUGCAAAUGGAGGCUUAAAGCCUACUGUCUAUCCAUAUAAACUUUACAGACUCUUGCCUAUGAGAUGCAAAAGGGCACCUUAUAAGAGCUUCCGAAAUUCUUCCUACGAGAGUUCUCGAGGAAACAGUCAAAGGAGUGAGUCUGCACCCAAUACAUUUGUUAUUCCAAAUUUGCAAAGCUCUGAAAUGCCCACAUUGAACUUCCAAGAUGGCAGAAACACCUUGACCAGCAGCCCCGCCAUCCCAGUAGAAACACCUUCACAUCAGGGCACACCCACUUCCGCCAAAGUAAAAAAUGCAGAAGGCAUCAAAUGGAAAAAGGAGGCAUUGAAAACUGAUCGUGUCAAUAACUUUGAUUCAACUGAGAUGUCAGUGUCUUCCACCAUCGCUGCCAGUCUCCAGGCAGAGCCCACACAUGGUACACCCAUGGGUGGGGGUGGUGAGCAGUCAGCCUCUGUGAUCAGCUACAGUGGCUCGGUGCCCUCUGUCAUUGUGCACAGCAGCCAGUUUUCAUCGGUGAUUAAGCACAGCAAUACAGUUGCUGCCCUGACAAGCAGCAAUGACACGAUCCCUUCACAACCAGUCGUCAGUCCAUCCAUGAAAGAGGACAGCAAGCCUGAGGCAGAUAAAACCAGUAAACUUGCAAGCAGACCCAAAGGCAUCAAGGAGAAAAAGAAAGCUAUCCCAUUAAACAGGGGAGAAAUAGCAGAGGAGGCAGAACACAUUGCUGACCAUGGAGGGUCUUUGGGCAAAACCACAAAUGCCGUUGAAGAAACCAGUAAAACUGAAACUUAUAUUGCAAAACCUGCUCUGCCUGGCACCUCCACAAAUAGCAGUGUCGCACCCCUUUGCCAGAUAACAGUGAAAAUUGGGAAUGAAGCCAUUGUGAAAAGGCAUAUCCUUGGGUCGAAGCUGUUUUACAAAAGAGGGAGGAAACCCAAGUAUCAAAUGCAGGAGGAGACAUUGCCUCAGGAGAGUGACCCAGAAACCCAUGGGGACAGCCCCUUUGGGCUUUGCCAGGCUGAAUGCGUAGAGAUGAGUGAAGCAUUUGAUGACGUGAGUGACCAGGAUUCCACUGAUAAGCCGUGGCGCCCAUACUACAACUACAAACCCAAGAAGAAAUCCAAACAGUUGAGAAAGAUGAGAAAAGUCAAGUGGCGGAAGGAGCACGGGGGCAGAAGCCCCAGCGGUAGGUGCAGAUACCCAGCGGAACUGGAUCGUGCAGAGGUGAAGCCACGUCCGGAUAAGGCUUCUGAAGAAGAAGAAAAUAAAGAAAUGCCCAAGCUACAGUGUGAGCUCUGUGAUGGCGACAAAGCAGCGGGAGUGGAGGCCGAAGGCAAGCCCCACCACCAUCUCACGUUGAAGCCUUAUAUCUGCGAGCUUUGCGAAAAGCAGUUCCAGAGCCCCUCCACGCUCAAGAUGCACAUGCGAUGCCAUACUGGAGAGAAGCCAUACCAAUGCAAGACCUGUGGGCGGUGCUUCUCCGUGCAAGGAAACUUACAGAAACACGAGCGCAUCCACCUGGGUGUGAAGGAGUUCAUCUGUCAGUAUUGUAACAAGGCAUUCACACUGAACGAGACUCUCAAAAUCCACGAAAGAAUCCACACGGGAGAGAAACGUUACCACUGUCAGUUCUGCUUUCAGGGUUUUUUGUAUCUUUCCACAAAACGGAAUCAUGAGCGGAGGCAUGUUCGGGAGCAUGAUGGGAAAGGCUUUGCUUGCUUCCAGUGCCCCAAAAUAUGCAAAACAGCUGCUGCCCUCAGAAUGCACCAAAAGAAACAUUUAUUCAAGACCUUAACUAAGCAGGAGAAAACAGGUGACAUGUGCCAUGAAAACUCAGAUCUCUUGGAGAAUCAACUUUGCACUGAUUCGGAAGACAGCGACCAAAAGGAUGAUAUACAAACCUUUGCUAAAAGUGUUGAGUGACAACAGUUAGACAAGUCUUCAAAAAGUUGUUUGUGAGUUUGUUUUUUUGGGUUUUCUUUUAGUUUUUUUAAGUUUAGUUUUGUUCACUUAAUAGUCACAAAGGAGUGGGAGGAGUUAAUUCUCAUUUGUGUAAACUCAAAAAAAAAAAAAGAAAGAAAGAAAAAAAAAAGGAUCCUAAUACCUACUUUGGUUUUUAUCAUCCACUUCACACAGAGUGCAUAUAAACAAAAUAGCUGUAAUUCUCCAAGGACUCAAGUAUUUUGUGACAGCUAAUGAAGUUUUUUUGUUUGUUUGUUGUUUUUGUUUUUUUUGUUUUGUUUUGUUUUACGAGACAGGGUUUCUCUGUAUUGUUUUGGAGGCUGUCGGUCCAGCCCGGCCUCGAACUCACAGAGAUCCGCCUGCCUCUGCCUCUGCCUCCUGAGUGCUGGGAUUAAAGGCGUGCGCCACCACCGCCGGGCGCUAAUGAAGUUCUUAGCUGUGGUAUUUUGAACAGUGAGAAAAAACAGCUGAAUUUUAGCCCAAUUUAAAACUUUCUGGUGAGCGCUAAUGAGGACGGCUGAACUGUCAUCAGUCACUGAAGAAAAUAAGGGUCAGAAUACUGAAAAUGGAAUCUUUGAGAUGUGUUAAAUGCUAAAUGAGCUAUGACAGUAUUUAUUCCCAUCCAGUUUCUGCACUAUUAAUCUUUGUUUCAAUUAAUGGGUAUUAACAAAAUGCUUAACAAUAUAACUGAAAAUAUGUAAUGGGUAGCCUAAAGUAGGACAUUCAUACAUAUCUAGAACUACUUUUCUGCAACCUAAUCCUUGUAAAAUACAUAUAUGAAUCACUGUAGCUUUUAACUGUCCAUGUCCCUUGUAGAGAGUAAUGAGCAAUAGACCUGCAGUUAAUGAGGACUGGUGUCAAAAUCAGUACAGCAUUUGGAAUCUGACCAAUGAACGUGCGUGUGCUUCUUGAUGGAAUACUGUGCUGUUUUCUUAAAGUAUGGCUGAGCUGUUACUAGAACUGGUCUACUCAAGUCACACAAAACCUAAGUCAUGCCUUACCUAUGGGAAAGCCUUCCCACAACUUACCUGAGAUACCUAUGCCGUAUAAUACUUUGCAAUGGCCUCACCUCAGAGAAUGAAGAAUGGUCAAAUUCUUCUGAACUCUCUGCUGUCUUCCAGUCAUCCCAAGGCCAUGGAUGUCGGGGGCUAUUCCACUCAGACUUAAAGGGUCAAAUAAUCCUGAUGUCUCCCAUUCUAAUGAAGGAUUAUGCAAGAGGUUGAGUACCAGACAUACCUCUGUGGUAAUGAAGUUAUAGGCACUUGGAAAGAGCAAAAAGGCUAAUUCAAUUGUACACCUUCUUGGAGAUAAUGCAGCCCACAGGUACAUACUAGCUAAAAGGGCAAGAGAAGCCCCCACCCCCACUGAUGACACGAGGACAAGGGGAAGUGGUGUCCUCCCAUUCCUCAAACAGCAGCAUUGUUUCUGAGGGAUGGAGAGAUAGAUGUGGAGGGACAGGGUUCUGCCCCUUACUAAUAUGACUCCACAUAUCUGUCUUUAUGUUUGCAGACAUCUAGCUCCCUCGGUAAAGCCUCAUAUUUGUAAGUCGGUUUUUUAUAUUGAUGAAAACUGUCCUCAAAAGUCUAUUUGCCCUUCAGGAUAUCCUUAUGUGAACUAGGAUUCUGGAAGCUGGAACUCAUGAUUCUUACUGUUAAAACUGCCAUGGUAGGAGGGAGGGAGAGCACAUUCCUACCCUUCCUUCAGUCACCAGUAUGAGCAAACUUCACAUCAGUUCAACAGUGGCCAGCAGCCAUUCCUGUUCACUGGAUUUGGUAGCUGGAAAUCCAAGGCUGGAAAGUUAUCAUUAUGAAGAAGUAGUUCAGAGGACUCCAUUUGGUUGCUACAUGUGUGUUGGUAUCUCCAUGAAGAAGAUUUAGUGUGGUUUGGGGUAGGCAAGAAAACAUUUAAACACCCAGGAAAAAGGACAUGAUUCAAGGUGACCUUUUUAUACUGUAGUUGUUAAGCAACUCCAAUAUUGUAUCUGCAUUUAUCAUUUGUUCACCUGCUUCCUCCUACAUACAGUGUUAUAUACUAGAGGAAAUGGGGAAAUACAAGUAAAUUCAUCUUUAUUUUAUCCAUUGUAUAUAUGUACACCCACACCAUUCACGUGUGUUUUAUUAAGGAGGUAGUCACAAAGGGCUUAUGAAAAUCACUCUUAAAUUAAUAAUUAGAUGACAAGCAAUCCUGUGAUCCACUAAUUUGUUUUAAUCUCAGUUAUGAUAUUAAAGCAAUCAGUUAUGUAUUUAAGUUGUUUUGAUUUAACUACAAAUAUAAAAUUAUAUGUACUGAUGUCUCCCGGCGUUAUAUGUGGAUAUUUUUUAAGUGGACUUGUAUGCUGAUAAUUCUAGACCAAAGUAAAUAUGGCAGAAUAUUUAUACAUAAAAAUAAUUUUGCAAAUAUUUUCUAUAAUUGUGUUAUUCAUUUAAAAUGUUGAUAGCUUGUGUUAGUUUCAGGGAGGGGUGUAUAUUUUGAUAUAAUACUUGACUUUGUAAUUCUGUAUAUUCUAUACAAUUUAUAGCAGAGCCAUUUUAAAACAACUGGUUACAUUUUUUGUUGAUUGUGAAAAUGUUAUGAGUGGUGUUUAAGUAUGCAUUAAGUACAUAACGACCAAGUAGAAUUAAAGUGUGAACAAUGAGCAUACUGUAUGUUGUACAAGAUAUAUUGUAAUUUGCUGUUUUAGCAUCUGUAUUUUGGUUAGAAGAUAUUAUUAAAUGCAGAUGUUAAGGAUUGGAAAGGUUUAAUUUUAUUUUUAGAAAUAAUAAAUAUAAAUUUGUUUUGCUUGAUUAAAAUAGCGUAUUCCUACAUUAAGUCUCUUUUUAAAUGUCUUAGUGUUAAUUCUUCUGUGCAGCUAUUUCAUCUUUGUGCGUCACGGCUUUGUUACACACAAUACUCGUUCAUGUAAUCGUUUCCUUGCUUACAUUUCAUGGAACCUACAUGCUUAGGACUUAUAAACUGUGAUACUAAAUGCCUUAAAUCCCAGCAAUCAGGAGGCAGAGGCAGACAGAGAUCUCUGAGUCUGAAGCCACCUGGUCUACAUAAUGAGUUCCAGGCCAGCCAGAAUGCCUGGAACCAACAAAGAAACUGAAUGAGAGACAUUGACUGCUCUGUUGAACUGUUGGAGUAAGCCUAAUGUGAUAAUGGUACCUCAGAGUGAAAUACUCACUUGGAAGUAUUCUGUUCUCACAGAGAACACAUUAUAUUCACUGCACUUAGCAUUGUCUUUGGAUCGAGGCAUUCAUUAUCAACUCCAGUUCUGAAGAGAACCCCAUUAUCUGUUUUGUGGUGAAUUCGAGACAGUCCCACAGCUAAACAGGAUAUGGUUUGCCUGAUUCCAAAGUCUGUAUGUUUGAACUUCUUCAGCCCUUUCAGUAAAGAUGCUUAUAAUAAACUGGAGAGUAAGGGGACAAGACAAAGUCAGACAGCUUUGGAACAUUCGAAAGAGUUUUGUAGAGUGGCCGAAGGAGGCUGUGUCUAACUCGGUGCCGUAUGUCUUUAGUUGCUCUUGUGGCCUAGGGAUAUUGCCCCCUAAAACCUGCUUCCAUAGUGUCUAUCUUGCCUGUUUUUUUUUAGACAAUGAAGUGAAGUUAUAAUUUCAUGCCACUAUCAGUUGGUAAUCUUGCACAUAAAGAAAAAUGUUCCAUUGUCAGAAACUGUAUUUCUACCUUAGCUGAUCGUCUUGUGGCAAGUGCAGUCAGUCAUAAAGGGAAAUGGGGGAAGGGAUUUCUGAGGGUCAGAGAAUAUAAUCCACCAACACAAGCAAAGAAAUUCAGAUUUUUAAAAACACCAGUAGGCCGGGCGUUGAGAACAUUUUAAAUAGUGAAAGAGCUUUGUAGCCAGGCAUGGUGGUGCAUACCUUUUAUCCUAGCAGGGAGGCAGAGGCAGGUGGAUUUCUGUGAGUUUGUGUCCAGCCUGGUCUACAGAGUGAGUUCCAGGACAACCAGGGCUAUUCAGAGAGACCCUGUCUCAAAAGGUAAGAGCUAGUAGCAAUUAAGAAAGUACUCACAUUAAAAGCAUUUGAAAACUAGUCAAGUGAGGCAACAUCAUUGGUAUGUAUUUUAAAAGUUCACCUUUCAGUCACCACGUUGGUGAUAAUGACUUCACUCCAUUGCCCAUCGCUCUCUUUGCAGAGGCAAGGGCACUUCCAGUUUGGAUUUUGUCCAUAUCUGAGGACUUUUUACCCUCCCUCUCACCAAGCCCUGGUUAUCUUUUACUUUUCCUUCUGGAUACAGCUUCUUUUUCCCUUCCUAGUUUGCACCCCUUGGCCUUAAUUCUUCAAUAAAUAUGGUAACUGAA
Mesocricetus auratus (golden hamster) is the source of this 8584-nucleotide messenger RNA. It is a transcript of the gene Zbtb38, whose product is annotated as zinc finger and BTB domain containing 38. The record is from RefSeq and is a predicted model, not a curated record. Lineage: Eukaryota; Metazoa; Chordata; Mammalia; Rodentia; Cricetidae. Bases 683 to 4252 code for a protein of 1189 amino acids. The transcript is spliced from 5 exons. Gene Ontology annotation, biological process: regulation of cytokine production; negative regulation of transcription by RNA polymerase II; regulation of immune system process. Gene Ontology annotation, molecular function: protein binding.